AUGGAUUCAUCGUUUAAAACUGAAGAUGUGAAAAUAUGGUGGAAGUAUGAACAUGGCUCACUUGAAAAUGAUCUAAAACCCCUUGUUAAUGAUGAGGAUGCAACAAUGUUAGCUAUAUGUGCUAAGGAGAUUAAGUGUGAUAUUAAGAUAUAUACAGAGGCGAGAUUAUCUAGUGGUGAGAAGACUUAUAUGGAGAGUGAAGAAGAUAGGAUGCACGAUUUCGAUGAAGACAUGGGUAAAGGUGCUGGUACAUGUAGGGUGGAUACUGGUGAUGGUACAGGUCAAAUGGAUAAUGAUCAAGGGAUACAUAAAGGGUUUACUACAGUUGAGAUGCAAAGAGAACAUGUAAUUGAAGAUGAUUACAUCACAGAUAAGCUUGAUAUUGGGGCAGAUGAUGAUAGUGAUGAUGGUAGGCCUUCAAUGAUAAGCAGGGUUUUGAGAACAACAUCAUUCAGGAUUAAAACUCUAUUUCAGAAGCACAAAUAUGGAAGAAAGUUCUUCAACAAGAAUGCUAAUGCUGAUUGGGUAUCUAGAGUGAUUAUUGACAAGUUGAAGAAUAAUUCAGGUAUGAAAUUAAAUGAAGUUGUAGCAGAUGUAAGAUUAAGGUUUGCUAUAGAAAUUAUUAGAUGUAAGGCUUUCAAAGCAAGGCAGCUAGCUAGAAAGGUUGUUGAAGGGGACUCAGCCAAGCAAUAUAGUAUGUUAUGGUCAGAUGGAGCUGAAUUGAGGAGGGCAUCCAAAGGAAACACAUUUAAGUUGAACAUUCCUGGUUUUCCACCUAGGUUUGAAAGGUGGUGCUUCAUGUCUGAUAAACAAAAGGGACUGGUGAAUGUAUUUGAGGAAGAAUAUCCCGAGUUUGAACACAGAGAUCUCAUAAUGGUUGUAGCAAAGGCAACCUAUUUUGAUGCUCACGAGGAUAAGAUGAAUCAAAUUAAGGAUGUAAGUCCAGAUGCUUUUGGAUGGCUAAAUGUUAUUCCCAAGAAUAAGUGGCGUAAACAUACAUUUCCCUUGUACUUUAAGUGUGAUGUUCUUAUGAACAACCAAAGUGAAUCAUUCAAUGCUACUAUUUUGAUGCAAAGGAAUAAACCUAUAAUUACCAUAUUUGAGUGGAUUAGGAACUAUUUUAUGGCUAGGUUUGCCACUCUUAGGGAGAAGGUUUAA
Vicia faba (fava bean) is the source of this 1158-nucleotide messenger RNA. NCBI's taxonomy places the organism in Eukaryota, Viridiplantae, Streptophyta, Magnoliopsida, Fabales, Fabaceae. The record is from the annotation of a GenBank genome assembly.